Hordeum vulgare subsp. vulgare (domesticated barley) is the source of this 1317-nucleotide messenger RNA. Its product is annotated as increased DNA methylation 1-like. Lineage: Eukaryota; Viridiplantae; Streptophyta; Magnoliopsida; Poales; Poaceae. Gene Ontology annotation, molecular function: transcription corepressor activity; acyltransferase activity, transferring groups other than amino-acyl groups. The transcript has 6 exons. The record is from RefSeq and is a predicted model, not a curated record. The coding region runs from base 1 to 1317 and encodes 438 amino acids. Gene Ontology annotation, biological process: negative regulation of DNA-templated transcription.
AUGGCGCCCCCGGCCUUCUCCUCCCACGCCGGUUUUGAGGACUCAGCACCGUGGGAGAGGCUCCUGGUAGAGUCCGGCAAGUUGUUGCUACGGUGCGUGCGGGAGGCAUGGGAUCAGGAGCGCCUGAGGACCUUACGCGCCGAGGAGAAGGCACGGGCUGCGCUGGAGCAGGGCCGUGAGAGGAGUGCUCAGGCAAAGAAGCGCUCGCUGCUGCUCACCAGGCAGAUCAGGAAGGCGCCAACCCUCGCCGUCGACGGGACCAACAAUGGCGGGGACGACGAUCGGAGCGACGACGUGUGCGGCGUGUGCGCAGACGGCGGGCAGCUGCUGUGCUGCGACAGCUGCCCGUCCACCUUCCACCCGGAGUGCCUCGCCGUGGAGGUCCCUGAGGACUCCUCCUGGGUCUGCCACUACUGCCGCUGCUUCCUGUGCGACGACGGCCAUGGCAGCCUCUCCACCUGCCGUCAGUGCGCCCGCAACUAUCACCACCACUGCCGUGCGUCCGUGUUGGACGGGCACGAGAUCGCCCCCUACUGCAGCAAAGCCUGCAACAAGAUAGCGGUUAAUCUUUCAAACAUGGUGGGAGGCAUGAUCAGCACUGGUGAGGACGGCUACUCAUGGUCCCUGUUAAAGAUCCAGAGGGACUCCGGGUCGUCAGACCCCGCAGCCCUGCUGAAGUGCAACGCGAAGCUGGCGGUGGCGUUGGGCGUGCUGGAUGAGUGCUUUAAUCCCGUGAAGGACCGACUGACCGGCAUCGACAUGCUUCACCAGGCCGUCUACAGCCUCGGGUCGGAGUUCAAGCGGCUGCGCUAUGAAGGGUUUUACACCAUGGUUCUGGAGAAGGACACGGAGAUCAUAUCUGUAGCCUUGCUCAGGUUACAUGGAACCAAGUUGGCGGAGAUGCCUUUCGCGGGCACACUGCCGCAGUACCAUAGACAAGGGAUGAUGCGCCGUCUCGUCAAUGCCAUCGACAAGGUGCUAGAAUCGGUGCAGGUGGAGAAUUUGGUGAUCUCGGCGGUGGACGAGGCGGUGGACACAUGGAAGAAGUUUGGCUUCGUGCCCGUGGACCCACAGCUGAGAGAUGAGGCCAAGAGGCUCAGCAUGGUCACCAUUGCCGGCACCAUCCUACUCCAGAAGCCCAUCGUCCAGCAGCAGGUGUUGCCGAUAACCGAGGACGAGCUGGCGUUCAUGGAGAUGAGAUGGCCGCUCUGCAGCUUCGUCGACCUCUUGACCGGGAUUGCAUCCCCGCAGCCGCCAUAUGCUGACCCCAUUGCUGCUGCCGUGAGGGGGGCGGGCGGCGGUAGUGGCGAGGCAUAG